GCGGGAGGGGUUAGUGUUUGUGGUAUUAAUCUGGGUGAAUAUUUGUUUAUGUCUGCGUCGUUGUCGUAAAUAUUCUUGCUGUUUGGAGCAUUUCAGUUGCAGCAAAAUGGCAGAGUAUUUGGCUUCAAUUUUCGGUACUGAAAAAGACAAAGUAAACUGCUCAUUUUACUUCAAGAUAGGGGCUUGCAGACAUGGGGAUCGUUGUUCACGAAUUCACAACAAGCCAACUUUCAGCCAGACUGUUCUCCUCCAGAACUUGUAUGUGAAUCCACAGAAUUCCGCAAAAUCAGCUGAUGGCUCACACUUACUUUUAAGUGACAACCCUGCAGACCGGUCACUUUUUGCAAGAUUGGUUGCAAAUGUGUCUGAUGAAGAGAUGCAGGAGCAUUAUGACAACUUCUUUGAAGAUGUUUUCGUGGAGUGUGAAGAUAAGUAUGGAGAGAUCGAGGAGAUGAAUGUGUGUGACAAUCUGGGAGACCAUUUGGUGGGCAAUGUGUAUAUUAAGUUCCGACGUGAGGAAGAUGCAGAGAAAGCUGUUUCUGAUCUGAACAACCGUUGGUUUGGUGGAAGACCUGUGUAUGCAGAAUUGAGUCCAGUGACAGAUUUUCGUGAAGCUUGUUGCCGACAGUAUGAGAUGGGUGAAUGUACUCGCAGUGGAUUCUGCAACUUCAUGCACUUAAAGCCAAUCUCACGAGAGUUGCGGCGAUAUUUGUACAGUCGUCGUAGAAGAGGAAGAAGGUCUCGCUCCCGAAGUCGUAGCCGUGAUCGUGAUGGUGAGAAGAUUGCUGGAUACCGUCGCUCAAGAUCACGAUCUCGCUCUCGAGGAGGUCGCGAUCGUGACAGGGAUCGGCGUAAGGGUAAAGGUGGUGAAAGGGGCCGUUCUGAUAAGGAGAGGGAAGGACGCUCUGGCAGAUACUAACCUUGAUUAUAGCCGAAAUGGCCUUCAGUUGCAUCCAUGUUAAUGAUGUGUUGUGUCUUGUAACACUGUUUCAUAUUUUGUCAACAUGCCUUUCUCCAGAGGGGUUUAGUAUGGAAAAUAAAAGUAGUUCAGUCACAAA
This is a messenger RNA of Cryptotermes secundus, 1058 nucleotides long. It is a transcript of the gene U2af38, whose product is annotated as splicing factor U2af 38 kDa subunit. Gene Ontology annotation, biological process: mRNA splicing, via spliceosome. Lineage: Eukaryota; Metazoa; Arthropoda; Insecta; Blattodea; Kalotermitidae. The coding region runs from base 107 to 919 and encodes 270 amino acids. Gene Ontology annotation, cellular component: U2AF complex; spliceosomal complex. The transcript has 9 exons. The record is from RefSeq and is a predicted model, not a curated record. Gene Ontology annotation, molecular function: pre-mRNA 3'-splice site binding; metal ion binding.